AUGUGGAGCUACAUGAUGGGCCUGUUCUUGCAGCUGAGGUCAUGCUUCAGAACCCCAAAUGUGUGGUGGCUUAUCCCAACGUGUUCCGGGAACCAUGGGCUAUUGUUGCACCAGAGACCAUGCUGAGUCUAGGACACAAGUUCUAUGUUGUCCCCAAAAGCACUGUUCGAAAACUUCAACGAAUGUCCGACAAGCAUUCUCCUCAUCCAAUGCAUCAAUCCAGUGCAAGUGAGGAAAAGGAAAGCAGCAGGGUUUCUUCCACUUGUUGGUUUGGAAAAAUUAGUAAUCUAAAGGAUGGAUGCAGCUUCUCUGAUGAUAAAUGCUUCAAGGGCAUGAUUUCUGGGAGCAAGACUAAAGGGCAAGAAGUGGUGAUUCCAAGGAGGGAAGAGGACAUACAAAGAAAACAGCCGCGGAACUCACAAAGGAGUCACCAAAGAGAUUUUCAUCAUUUGAUCAUUGGCAACCUGUCUUGAGAGUAUUGUUGAAGAGCAUACUGUUAACUAAGUGGGUUUGUUUCAACUUUACUGUCCAAGGACCAAGAUUGAUGUGGUAGGAAGCUCAUGAAGGGGAUGUUUUAAUGUAAAUUGUCAUAUCAUGAACUAGUCUCAAGUUGUUUGCCAAAGAAAAAAAGAACUAGUCUCAAGUUUGUGUGCCUUGAAUCUUGCAGAUAAUCUCAUCUAUUAAUUUUACUAGAUGUUGAAGGUAAAUAGUUGUUUUAGAAAGAAUGAAAACGUCUGUAGGCA
Rubroshorea leprosula is the source of this 743-nucleotide messenger RNA. The record is from the annotation of a GenBank genome assembly. NCBI's taxonomy places the organism in Eukaryota, Viridiplantae, Streptophyta, Magnoliopsida, Malvales, Dipterocarpaceae.